Molecule: messenger RNA, 512 nt
Organism: Rosa rugosa (rugosa rose)
Lineage: Eukaryota; Viridiplantae; Streptophyta; Magnoliopsida; Rosales; Rosaceae
Product: protein WALLS ARE THIN 1-like
Exons: 3
Coding region: 128-424 (98 amino acids)
Cellular component (GO): plasma membrane
Molecular function (GO): transmembrane transporter activity
Source: RefSeq, a predicted model, not a curated record
UUGCUUCUUUGGCAUUCUGCAAUGUUCUGCAAUCGCGGGGAUUGUAGAGAGAGAUUCCCAAGCCUGGCAGGUCCAUUCUGGUGGUGAAGUUGUUGCUAUUCUCUACGCGGGAGUGGUGGCUUCAGCAAUGGCAUUUGCAUUACAGAUAUGGGUGAUUGAACGAGGAGGCCCAGUGUUCGUUUCAGUGUACCUGCCUCUACAGACAUUACUGGUAGCUCUAAUGGCCUCAGUCAUUUUAGGUGAACAAUUCUACUUGGGAGGCAUUAUUGGAGCAGUAUUGAUCGUAGCCGGACUCUACCUGGUGGUCUGGGGGAAAAAUGAAGAGAGCAAGUUUGGCAAUGAAAAUGGUGAAUUUCCUCGAUCAAUGCCUGCAGAUGAACAAUUCUCUCUCUUUCAGUCAUUACUCAGUUCCUCUUCGAAGUAGUUCAAGCUCAUGUAUUGGUCCUAUUGGCUCAUUGCUUUGUCUUUUUUUUUUUUUUUUUUCUUUCCUUCUUCAUUCUGUAACUUCUAAA